This is a messenger RNA of Suricata suricatta (meerkat), 1197 nucleotides long. RefSeq names its product lipase family member K (gene LIPK). Lineage: Eukaryota; Metazoa; Chordata; Mammalia; Carnivora; Herpestidae. Gene Ontology annotation, molecular function: hydrolase activity, acting on ester bonds. The transcript is spliced from 9 exons. Gene Ontology annotation, cellular component: intracellular membrane-bounded organelle. The coding region runs from base 1 to 1197 and encodes 398 amino acids. The record is from RefSeq and is a predicted model, not a curated record.
AUGCGGCAGCUUUUUGCAGUAGCCUACUGGAUGCUUCUCCUUGGACCUAUAUAUGGCUAUCACAAGAAAGGAGGUAUCACAAAUCCUGAAGCUACUAUGAAUAUUAGCCAGAUUAUUUCCUACUGGGGUUAUCCUUAUGAAGAGUAUGAUGUUGUGACCAAAGAUGGUUAUGUACUUGGAGUUUACAGGAUUCCCCAUGGAAGAGGAUGUCCAAGAAAAACUCCAAAGCCUGUUGUGUUUUUGCAACAUGGCUUAAUUGCGUCUGCCAGCAACUGGAUUUGCAACCUCCCGAACAACAGCUUGGCUUUCCUUCUGGCCGAUGCGGGUUAUGACGUGUGGCUGGGGAACAGCCGGGGGAACACCUGGUCCAGAAAACACCUGAAAUUUUCACCCAAAUCACGAGAAUUCUGGGCCUUCAGUUUGGAUGAGAUGGCUAACUACGACCUUCCAGCCACAAUUGAUUUUAUUGUAGAGAAAACGGGACAAGAGCGACUCUACUACGUGGGCCACUCCCAAGGCACCACCAUCGCUUUCAUAGCAUUCUCUACAAAUCCAGAGCUGGCUAAAAGGAUUAAGAUAUUUUUUGCAUUUGCUCCAGUCAUCACAGUGAAAUACACUCAAAGUCCUAUGAAGAAAUUAACAACUCUUUCCAGAAAAGUUGUCAAGGUACUAUUUGGUGACAAGAUGUUCUACCCUCAUACGUUUUUUGAUGAGUUCAUUGCCACCAAGGUGUGCAACCGGAAGCUAUUUCAUCAUCUCUGCAGCAACUUCCUCUUUACUUUGAGUGGAUUUGAUCCCCAAAACUUAAACAUGAGCCGCUUGGAUGUUUAUUUGGCACAGAGCUCUGCGGGAACAUCUGUUCAGAACAUGCUGCACUGGGCCCAGGCUGCUAAUUCUGGUCAGUUCCAAGCUUUUGACUGGGGAAACCCUGAUGAGAACAUGAUGCACUUUCACCAGUGUACACCUCCCUUGUACGAUGUCACCAAGAUGCAAGUGCCCACAGCAGUGUGGAGUGGAGGACACGACCGUGUGGCUGACCUCAAGGACGUUGAGAAUUUACUGCCUAAAAUCCCCAGGCUUAUUUACUAUAAGUUGAUUCUACACUACAAUCAUGUGGAUUUUUACCUGGGACAGGAUGCACCCCAGGAAAUCUACCAAGACCUUAUUAGACUGAUGGAAGAAUGUUUACAAAAUUAA